AUGCAAGCUCACAGAGGUGAUCGUAUUUGGGUUGAUGGAUGUUUUGAUAUGGUUCACUUUGGACAUGCCAAUGUUGUUCGACAGGCCAAAUGUUUAGGCAACUACCUUAUCGCUGGAUUGCAUAGCGAUGGUAUAAUUUUGCUUUUCGCUAACAAAAUUUUAGCUGAGAUAGAAAGGCACAAGGGACCUCCUGUUUUUACUCAAGAAGAGCGCUGUAUACUUCUAAAAGCAAUUAAAUGGGUUGAUGAGGUGGUUAAAGACGCUCCCUAUAUGACUCAACUGGAGGUCUUAGACGAAUAUAAAUGCGAUUUUUGUGUCCAUGGAAGUGAUAUAUCUGUGACUGAGAGUGGUCAAGAUGCCUACGAAAUUGUCAAAAAGGCUGGAAGAUAUGUUGAAGUUCCAAGAACUGAAGGAAUAUCUUCAACAGAUCUUCUUUAUCGAAUUAUUCGAGCCUCCAAGGAAUCUAAAUCAAUGAAUCUUGAAUUAGAUAAUGGUUUUAACUCAGUAUCAUGUUCCCCGAUCUCAUCCUACACUUCUGGCAUCACUAAAUACACCCCUAAUAUCCUCCGAAUUGCCCAAUUUUCAUCUUCGACCAACGGUCACACAGUUGACACCCUAUCCUCCGGCAGUAUUGACGGUAUUCGUGCUCCUAACCCUGGGGAACGCAUUGUAUACGUUCCUGGAGCCUUUGAUCUCAUGCAUGUGGGUCAUAUAAAAUUCCUGGAGAAAUGUCGUGAAUUGGGGACGUAUAUCAUAGUUGGUCUUCAUUCUGAUAAAGUAAGUUGA
Rodentolepis nana is the source of this 786-nucleotide messenger RNA. The record is from the annotation of a GenBank genome assembly. NCBI's taxonomy places the organism in Eukaryota, Metazoa, Platyhelminthes, Cestoda, Cyclophyllidea, Hymenolepididae.